GCAACUCUGCGUAAGGUAAACAUUAUCAGCUGUUUAAGUUCAUGUUUAUGAUUUUAAACAAUAUCGGCGUAAACGAAUUCAAUAGUACUAAAAUAAAAUAUUAUUUACAUUUAUGGAGUGAUUUAAAAUUUAAAUUAGACCGAAUAUUGCUGAUAUCUGCAACUAUGUCUAUAUCUCGAAUUAUUUUAGAGGAAAUUGCUUUAGAGGGCCUGGAAGGCGUAACACUUGCAUCACUUUGGUUAUAUUUAUCUGAAGCCUUAAAACUACCAUAUCCAUUUAAUAGUGACUGUCAAGAGCAAAUAUGGGACUGUAUUAAAAAUUCUAGAAAUUUGUUAUUUUACGAAUUACCUGUAGAGCGGCCGCCGAUUAAACUUUAUGACCGUUUUGCUGAUCUGGAUCCGUGUUUAGGAGUACCUUUAGUUAAAGAAGUCUGUCCAUUAGUGAGAUAUAAAUUUAAUCCUAUACAAACCAAAGAAUGUUUGGGUUCAUGCGAAUAUUUCAAUGAGCGUAAGCCUAUACCUAACAAUAAAAUUGCAGACUUAAACGUCACGGAUGUUAUAAAUAAGUGGGGUGAUAAAUUCGUUAUAGUUGGAAAUCAAGAGUUACGUUAUAGUGCUUUAACACCACUAAACGUACAAUAUCCAAAAGAUCUUACUGCCGUACAAUACUGCAUUUGGGAAGCAAUUGGGCGAUCACGCCAUAAUGGUGAAACCACAUCUGGAAGCUUUUCUUUACUUAAUUUUUGUAAAGAUCCUACAAUUGUAUUCUAUAUUAAGAAUAAGCUACUUCGUGCUGAUGUUAUAGCUACACAACUCUUUAAUGAAAAAGUCAAUGAUCGUUUAAUAGUCACAACAUUAGUGACAUUACCACGUUUUCAUAAGACACGUAAAAGCAUGCUUUAUACAGUAAUUGAGAAAGUAGCAGAACUUUGUAAAGAUCUACCUAAUAAUAGAAUUUCGAUGAUAGACGCACAUCGUCAUUUUCCUUCAGUAGAACGUCACAAAUCAUUUCGUAAAAUGACAAUGACGCAUCCAUUUCGGCAGAUUUUUGAGACUAUAUCUGUGCCAUAUGCUGAAUACUAUAAGAGUACACGUAAAACAUCAACUGAUGGUUCAAAAGGUCGUUAUGUACUUACGAUAAAACUUCGAAAUCCAGACAUAAAUCUUGAUAAUCUUUACAAAGAUGAACAGGAAACAGAAAAAGAAGAAUGCGUUGAUAAAUUUGUCGAUAACUCGCAUAUUUUUGUUGAUAUGCCGAUUAAAGAACAAUUUUAUAGAGCUGUUGCGCGACACGGUGCUCGUGGUUGCAGUCAAAGUGAAAUUUGCGAUUAUAUAGGCUUAAAUCAUUUAACUACUCGUCAAAUUGUUAAAAAAAUGGAAGCUGAUGGCUAUAUUAAAAGCUAUUGUACCGAUGUCGGACGUCAACGUAUAUACAUGUAUGUUGCCAUAGAGCAUUCUGAAACAGUGAGUAAAAACGAUGUUGAGUCUAAGAUGAUUUUAGAUAAUCUACAAUGUUCUGAAGAGCCAAAUAUACCUAACAACGAAAACGUUAUUACCAUGACGGAUAUAAUAUCUAUUUCUUCAAGCAUCAAGCCAUUUGAAUAUGUCAUAAAAAACAACACACGAGAUUUAUCUACGUAUAAGCAAGUAUUCCGCAAAGCAACUAUUGUGAAAUGCAUAAAUAAAAAUUGUAUAAUACCGGUAUAUGCUUUGCGUUAUGAAAUCCAACGUUAUGAGAAAGAACAAAAUUACGCGGAUGAAGUAUGUUUCAAAUCUGUAGCUCGUAUACUACAUCAAUUGCAAAAAAACAAAAUUUUAAAUAUAUACGAAAUAACUGUCCAGUUCGAGGAAUAUAUACGUACAUAUCGCUAUGCUACACAUCCCAAAAUCGAUAUAGAACAUGAAAUGCUUAAGCGAGAAGUACUUAAAUUAAAAAAUAACUUACAUCUCGUGAUUGAAGAGCGUAGAUUGCAAGCAGAAAUUAAAGCAAAGAAGAAAAGAAAAGCUCAGCUUAAAUUGACUAAAAAACCUCCAAGAGUGAAAAAAGUAAAAGUAAAGGAAAACCGCUCCCAUAAGCCACCGAAGUUUCUUAUUUCGCGCUAUAUGCAUGAAUUUCUAUUUUAUAUAAUUGUCGAAUUAAAUGAUUCCACGCCACAAUAUCCAAUUAGCACUGCUUUAUUACAGGAAUGGCAGAUAACUGAACCAAAUUUACAAGUUAAAGAAUUCAUGGAACAACUCGCAAAUGAAGAAAAUCAGAUUGCAUACACAAAACAAAUAAGUUGGCGAACUUUUAUACCGCCAUUACCGAAAUACACCGAUAAACCCUUUGGUUGGGUAUAUUUAAUGGAUGCCAUAGAUCGUAUUCCCUUGUCGUUGUUGCAGAAAAUCUUUUGCUUUGAACCGGAGGUUGAUGAAACUUUAACGCCAUAUUUGUCACACCCUGUCAGACAGCAUUAUCUACUGCGACAACUCUCACCAGAUCUACAACAACAAAUCAGUUGCAUACUCUUGCAAAAGCUGUACAUAAUGGUUUUGAAACUACUGAACCAUAUGGGUCUAAUACAGAUUGGUGAACGUUUGAAUGUGAAAGAUCCCUUAAUAAUGUGGGUGUAUCUUAAUCGGCAUGCACAUAUAUUGGAGACGACGACUUCUGAACCAAGUUAUUUUCGUAUUAACCCUAAUCGUUCUUACGACACGAUGCGCUUUGAGUUUAACACAUCUGAUGAUGUGAAUCAGUAUUGGACGAAUUUACAUCGCAUAUGCAUUUACACUAAACUCGGCUUUCGCCGUGGUACAUUUGAAAGACCGGGUAGAAUAAGAGAACUUACAUUUCUGGACCCAGUUGAUACAUAUGAAGCACCAAAGAAAGAUGACGGCACAAUACCAGGUGAUAAUUUAGGCGCCGCUGGUCUAUCAGCUAAUUUAUUUGCACACACAUUUCGUAAUUGGUCAUGGGUUGUGAACACAAGCACUAUUUCAAAUGAAAAAAAUACUCAACGCAAUUGUCCAGUUUUAUUGCGUGGAAAACUGGCUAGGCAUAGACCAUUGAGAAAUCGGCUGAUUAUGCCUCCUAUUAGGCGUCUGCAGCAUGGUAUACUCGCUAAGGCAAUAUCAGCCAAGAAAUCUGGUCCACGAGAUGCGAUUGAUCGUGACGCGCUUAAGAAUAUGCGUACACUACGCGUAUCAUGGUCAAUCGAAGAAGAUAAUAUGUUAAAGAUUGCACGCGCCGUGUAUUUAUAUGUUGCGGCACCUGUACCAGCGUUAGAAUUGCUAACAGUGGCCAAAAUUUGUCGGGAUGUAUUGCGGCACACAAUUGGUAGUAACAAUAAAACAAUGAAGGCAUGCCUACGACGUACGCAGUUCCUUGUGAAAAUGGGUCGUCAUUUGCCAGAAGUACCAGCUUGGCUCAACUUGCUGCAAUCGAAUGAGUACAUGCAGAACAAGUAUGGCGAUAAUUUUUUACAAAAACUCAAGGAUACAUAUCCGAUUCGGAAUGAAUUCUGCGAUGCGCUGGUCAUACAUUUUGUUUUAAUCUUGAACUUUUUAUAUAAAUUAGUCAAAAACACUAAUGCUAUUGACUGUUACACGUUUUUAAUUCCUGACACUAUUGAAGAAUUUAGCGCUAAAUUCAGUGAGCGCAUAACAACCAGCAAUAUUUUAACCAUACAAAAUUAUAAUCCAAACAAAGUAUUCGACUUGCAAGUGUCAGUCGUUGUCGGUGUUCUACACAGUGCUAUGUGCUGCGCCAAAGAUAAAACCUUAUACAAUAUGCAAGCCUUUGAAAUUUACAAAAAUUAUUCGGAAGAAGUUUUAAAUGCCGCUUUUUCGAAAGCUCGUGCUGAUACACUUGUCGUAGCUGUGAAGCGUAAACACUUACAAUUGAUACCUGAUCAGCUGGCUGGUCCAGCGUAUUUGCUCUCCUCUAAAUAUAGAUUUCGCUUAACAUAUCUUAAAAUUCCGUACAACGUUUAUGACAUAUUAUAUGCUUACUUUGAGAAUGCAUUGACAACGUUCUUUAAAGUAGAGAGUGGGAAAGAUGCAAAGCGCUACUUGGAGUUGAAGACUCCAAAUUUGGGACAUUUAUUUUUCAUUGCCGAAGGUCUUGCAAAGAACUAUUGGAAAUCACAAAUAAAACUACCGAUUAACAUAUUAACGGUCGAUACACAACAGGCACAGAAUGUAUCAUCCAUAGAUCGAAUAUUUGCCCACUACCAUACCAUCUUCGAUAAUGCACCCAAAACUGAAUAUGCAAAGAAUAUUGAAAAUGAAACCACUGAAAAGCGGAUACGCAUUAAGUUUCAUCCCGCUAAUUUAAGUUAUAAAAUACAUUAUUCACCCUACGAUGAAAUUGCCAAACUACCUGCACGAUAUAUGCAUUUCUUUUGUGCCUUGCGGCAUUUGGAUAAAAAAGUUGAUAUCAAUUUUAGCAAGUUAUGUCAUGAGAAUGAAGAGAAUAAUAUGGUUAUAAUUGAAUGUCCAUUCAAUUGUAUUAUGAAUGGCACUAACUACGUUGAUGCAAUCGUAUCCAUUGUUAAUGAAAAAGCUUACGUUUUAGAUGAACUAAGCGAAAUGCCGGCACAGAAAUUACUUAAUCUUGCCGCAAGUGGCUGUUCUGUAACUGUGCAACCGGCCAAUCUCUUAACGCUGGUGCGUUUAUUAGAAUCAUUCUGGCGAGAAAGGGAACAAAAAGCUGAACUCAAAGAUUUGGGCAAACUACAGGAUAGUGUAAAGAGAAUUAAAACAAUCGAUUGGGUUCAGAUAUGUCGUAAUAUUUUAGAAUUCAGUGUUGUCGAAUUUGAUUCAAAUCAAAUCAAUGAACUUGAACCGAUCUUAAAUAAGGAAGAGCGUAUACUGCGAGCACAAGAUGUCUUUGUAGUUAACUUGCCUGCUUUGCAAUUUUAUCUUAAUCCAGAAUUUCAAACUACAACAUAUACGGUAAAGCAUAAUCAGUUGAUGAUACCUAAAGUUAUGCUGGAAACUGAAGUCGAACGUGAGAACAUACUUCAAAAAGUUAUAAAUGAAUCACAUUGGAAGUACACAGAAAAUACAUUUCAAAUGCUAUUAUCAACUUUAAAUGAAGAGAACUUUAAUGAGCUGGAUAAAAAUUAUUUAAAGGAUAUUCAUGAUUUCAUUGAAACAGAAAAACUGGGUGUGACUGUAUCUGCUUUAAUGCAAAAAUUUCCUGAUCAACAAUUACUGUACCGCGCUCUCAAAAUACUAAGUGAUUUCUAUUUGAUUAAAAGAGUCGGAAUCUCAACAUUUGUCUACGUACAUAAGACACAUAUUCGCGACUGGUUAGUACUUACGUUUCAUAUUAAACGAUUGGAUCGUGAAAAGUUGGGUGAUACAAAUACAACAAAAGUAUUGAAACGUCCUCGAACAGAAGAAAAUGACGAAUUUGACAGCGGUGAUAGUGGUUCAAAUAAAAAACAGAAAACCACUGAGAAUGAGGAAACUUCUUCAGAUACCUCACAAAUGCAACCAAGCAGCAGUAAGCGGUUACCGAAACCAGUUCAGCCAUUUGAUAUGCAAUCAACAGUUCAAACUGCAAAGACUUAUAUCACUAAGGAUACAAUUGCAAUGAGACCUCAGCCUUGGAUACGCUUAAAUGGUUCCUUAAAUCGUCGUGUUUUAGAUAAAUGGAUAGGAUCUAUAUUGGCAGAGUGUUUAGUGCGGAGUGGCUGCUUCGUGACUGAUAUACUUGCCCGUUUCCCCCAUAUGUAUCCAGUUGAUCUUAUGUUUUUAUUAGAAAUUCUAAGCGAUAUGAAGUGUAUAUACUUAUCUAAUACGAAAGUACGAGAAAUUGAUAUUUUCUCUGAAUAUGAAGUUAUCGAAGAUUCUAUUGUGAGUCAAAUAGUUCACCCAUCAGAGACAUAUAUAAAUACAAAUCCUGAUGCACUGACGCGUAUGGCUUUCUUCAUUGGAAACAAAAAAUAUUCAGCAGAUUUUAUAUAAAAUUAAUUAAAACUUAAAAUAGAAUAGGUUAUAAUAACUAACUUAUAUAUAAGCUUAAAAUAUAUUAAAAAAUAUAUAAAUAAUGUAAAACAUUCUAUAAAAUUAAUUGUUUAAUUAAAAUUUAUUUAUCUAAUUUUUUUGGAUUAUAUUGCAAAGUUAAUUUGAUUUUCGAAUACUAAAAAUCCUAUUUC
Messenger RNA from Teleopsis dalmanni, 6145 nucleotides. Its product is annotated as general transcription factor 3C polypeptide 1. Gene Ontology annotation, cellular component: transcription factor TFIIIC complex. Gene Ontology annotation, biological process: transcription initiation at RNA polymerase III promoter; 5S class rRNA transcription by RNA polymerase III. The record is from RefSeq and is a predicted model, not a curated record. Lineage: Eukaryota; Metazoa; Arthropoda; Insecta; Diptera; Diopsidae. Gene Ontology annotation, molecular function: DNA binding. Bases 42 to 5954 code for a protein of 1970 amino acids. The transcript is spliced from 14 exons.